Jaminaea rosea is the source of this 1771-nucleotide messenger RNA. RefSeq names its product Annexin. Gene Ontology annotation, molecular function: calcium ion binding; calcium-dependent phospholipid binding. The transcript is spliced from 2 exons. Gene Ontology annotation, cellular component: cytoplasm. The record is from RefSeq and is a predicted model, not a curated record. Lineage: Eukaryota; Fungi; Basidiomycota; Exobasidiomycetes; Microstromatales. The coding region runs from base 409 to 1656 and encodes 415 amino acids.
CAUCUUGCUCUCAAUCGAGAUCGUCGAGAACCGACUCAGGUUGCUGUCUUGUCGGACGUAUCAGUCCGAUUCCGAAGGCUAGCUACCAUAGGUCCAUUCGAUGCCCGUGGAUCUGGUAGCAGCUUCUUGGCAGCGGCCGAGGGCGUCAAAUCAAGGCGGUGCUGUGCGUGGCGGUCGCACGCCUUUGGGCGUCGUCUCCGGUCAUGCAUAGCCAGGGCAGACGGACACAGAGGCAAUUGGCCAGUGGAGGCGGGGAGUGGAUGUGUGUGAGAGAGGAGAGAGAAAGGGCAGGUGGCUGUGCCUGGGCCUAUCUUGACUUUGUGACCCACACUCAUUACUUCAAAUAGCCAGCUAUCCUUGCUACGUCGAGAUCACUUCAACGACAGCUUCACAACACUCAAACUCGCAAUGGCAUACCCCAACUACGGACACGGAGCCCCCAAUUACCCUCCUCCUCAGCAAGGCGGCUACGGCUACGGAGCUCCCCCUCCUCAGCAGCACGGCUAUGGUGCUCCACCUCCUCAGCACGGCGGUGGCUUCUUUGGCGGACACGGCGGGCAUGCUCCUCCUGCCGGCCCUCCUCCGCCUCAGCAGCACUACGGUGCUCCCCCUCCGCAGGCACACUACGGCGCACCUCCCCCGCAGCAAAGCGGGAAUCUCGUCUACCUAGGCGUACCAGUCCCUGCCCCUCCUCCUGCCCAACCUUCGCCGCCGCCGCCCGGAUUCAACGCCAAUGCGGCCGUCGAAAGCAUCCGCAAAGCGACACAGGGCAUGGGCACAGACGAGAAGCGCCUCAUUGAGACCCUGGCGCCCCUCGACGCUUGGCAGAUGAACGCCGUCUUUCAUACCUUCAAGGCCACCACAGGUAAGGACCUCCUCUCCGAGCUCGAGUCUGAGACCAGCGGCUGGUUCGAGGCUAUCCUUCGAGCAAAGGUUCUUGGGCCUGUAGGAUACGACGUCUGGCUUGUGCACCGCGCUUGUGACGGAGCGGGGACGCAUGAGGACAUCCUCAAUGAGGUACUGCUCUGCAGGACCAAUGCCGAGAUGUGGUCCUUGAAGCAGGCCUACAGAGCGAUGUACGGCAAGGAUAUGGAGCGGAUCGUCGAGGGAGACUUGAGCUUGAAGACGAAGAGGCUGUUCACCAUGGCCCUUCAAUGUCAGAGGACAGAGGACUGGGCGCCCGUUGAUCAGGGCUUGGUGCAGCACGACGUCAAGGAGCUCAAGUCCGCUGCACGAGGUGCUGGUACAGACGAGAUCAAGAUUUGCUCCAUCCUCACGCAACGCUCCACCCCUCACCUGCGUGCAGUCGCCCACGCCUACGGGCACAAGACGCACGCACUCCGUGAUAUGGUCCGCUCGGAGUUUUCCGGCCACAUGGAGGACGCCUUGCUCUACAUCGUAGCCACCGUCGAGGGUCAAGGUCCCUACGGCGUGGAGCGCGAUGCCAAUCUCAUCGAGGCGUCCAUGGCUGGAAUGGGCACCAAAGAUGAGCGUCUCGUCUACAGGUUGGCUAGGGCUCACUGGGAUCGAGCGAGGUUCGAGGAGAUCAAGAGGUACUAUGGUGCCACGAUCCAUAAGAAGGGAUUGGCACAUCGGGUCAAUGGGGAGACGAGCGGUGACUAUAAGAGAAUGCUACUGGCGAUCGUGGGGAACUAAGCGCCGGUCCGCGCGCACGAUGAGGAGCUCCUGUUGUCUUGAUUGUAGUCGUUGUUUCAUAUCCGUGCGCUCUCUUGUGUCGAAUACCAAAGAUGACCAUAUCUCGCUGCGCGCG